CGUCAGGUGGUGGCCCAGACCGAAGUCUCGCGGGAGGGCAAGAGCGACGUCAGCGAUACCAACUCAGCCGGCACGGAAACGGACGCUCGUCAGGCGCCCUUCGGCAACCACGUGAACCGCUGCGGGCCGCGCUACGUGUGUUGCCGCCGCCCCGGACGCCCACAAGCGCCUCAACGCCCUCUCUACGGCCAGUGCGGCCGGCGCAACGCGCAAGGCGUCAACGGCCGCAUCAAGACGCCCGUCUACGUCGACGGUGACAGCGAGUUCGGCGAGUACCCGUGGCAGGCCGCCAUCUUGAAGAAGGACACGCACGAGAGCGUGUACGUGUGCGGAGGCACACUCAUCGACGCACAGCACAUCAUCACAGCAGCGCACUGCGUCAAGACGUACUCCAGCCACGACCUGCGCGUGCGCCUGGGCGAGUGGGACGUGAACCACGACGUGGAGUUCUACCCGUACGUGGAGCGCGACGUGUCGGCCGUAGUGGUGCACCCCGAGUUCUACGCCGGCACGCUCUACAACGACCUGGCCGUGCUGCGGCUGAGCUCGCCCGUCGACCUGCAGGCGCACCCGCACAUCAGCCCGGCGUGCCUGCCGCAGGCGCACGUCGACUACGCGGGCAGCCGCUGCUGGACCACGGGCUGGGGCAAGGACGCCUUCGGGGACUACGGCAAAUACCAGAACAUCCUCAAGGAGGUGGACGUGCCGGUGGUGUCGCAUCACCAGUGCCAGGCGCAGCUGCAGCAGACGCGCCUAGGCUACGACUUCAAGCUGCACCCGGGCAUGGUGUGCGCCGGCGGCGAGGAGGGCAAGGACGCCUGCAAG
Messenger RNA from Gryllus bimaculatus (two-spotted cricket), 825 nucleotides. The record is from the annotation of a GenBank genome assembly. NCBI's taxonomy places the organism in Eukaryota, Metazoa, Arthropoda, Insecta, Orthoptera, Gryllidae.